AUUUGGAUUAGUAGUUAGUUGUGUGUAUAUUCGUCUUCUUAAACACCAUUUAAGAUCACAAAGUGUGAAGUAUUACAAAUCAUCUAAACUCUUCAAUACCUCUUUCUUCCUUAACUUAACUUCUCUCUCCUGUAAACUGGGUUGAAAAUCCCCUAAUUCCUGAUUCCUUCUCUGCCGAAGUAUCUUCGCUCCAUUUCUCCAAUCCUCUAAGCUAUUCCUUCUUUCGGUGUAUCCGAGGAGUGUAUGAAGCUGCAUUGAGUACUUUUAAUUGAGAAGUGAUGCCUUCUCUUCAGCUUUUGCAAUUAACGGAGCAUGGUCGUAGUUUUCUUCCUUCAAGAAGGAAAUCUUUGCUACUGGCUUCUGGCAUCUUAGUAGCAGGUGGGGCUGCUGCAUAUAUGCAAUCAAGAUUUAGCCAUAAGCAGCGUGGUUCUUUUGGGAAUUUCAACGGGUCUUGUAGUUCAACCGAGGUUUCUGAAAAUGACAAUCCGAAUCCUACUGUAUAUAAUGGAAAGAGACAAAAGAAAACUCCAUUGAGAUCUCUUCAAGUCUUAGCGGCCAUUCUUCUAUCACAAAUCGGUAGGAGGGGUACCCGUGACCUAUUAGCUUUAGUGUCUGUUGUGAUGUUGAGGACUGUCGUAAGCAAUAGACUAGCAAAAGUGCAAGGUUUUUUGUUUCGAGCGGCUUUUCUUCGUCGUGUACCAUCUUUUUUGAGAUUGAUAAUUGAAAAUUUUCUUUUAUGUUUUCUUCUAUCAACCUUGCAUUCAACAUCAAAAUACAUAACUGGGAAGCUAAGCUUGCAGUUCAGAAAAAUAUUGACAAAGCUUAUCCAUACGCAUUAUUUUGAGAAUAUGGCAUACUACAAAAUAUCCCAUGUCGAUGGCCGGGUAACUAAUCCAGAACAAAGGAUUGCUAGUGAUGUUCCAAAGUUCUGUUCCGAAUUAAGUGACCUUGUACAGGAGGAUCUUACUGCAGUUACUGAUGGGAUACUGUAUACUUGGCGCCUCUGUUCGUAUGCCAGUCCAAAAUAUAUUUUAUGGAUAUUGGCUUACGUGUUAGGGGCUGGAACAAUGAUUAGAAAUUUUUCUCCUGCAUUUGGAAAGUUAAUGUCUAAAGAACAACAACUAGAAGGGGAAUAUAGACAACUUCACUCUCGAUUGAGGACACAUUCAGAAAGCAUAGCUUUUUAUGGGGGAGAAGCUAGAGAAGAGUUUCAUCUUAAACAAAAGUUUAAGACAUUAGUAAAGCAUUUGGGAGUUGUCCUUCAUGAUCAUUGGUGGUUUGGGAUGAUCCAAGACUUUUUGCUGAAGUAUCUUGGUGCCACUAUAGCUGUGGUUUUGAUAAUCGAACCUUUUUUUUCGGGAAACUUAAGGCCUGAUAACUCAACACUAGGACGUGCUGAGAUGUUAAGCAAUAUUAGAUAUCAUACAAGUGUUAUUGUUUCACUUUUUCAGUCUUUGGGUACGCUGUCUAUCAGCUCAAGACGACUGAAUCGUCUCAGUGGUUAUGCUGAUCGUAUUCAUGAGUUGAUUGCUGUAUCUCGAGAGCUUGGUUUUCGAGAUGGCUCUUCUUCACAGAGGAAUGGAAGUAAAAACUGUUUUAUUGAGGCCAAAUACAUUGAAUUUUCUGGCGUUAAGGUUGUUACCCCAUCUAACAAUGUGCUAGUGAAAGACCUAACGCUCAAAGUUGAACCAGGAUCUAAUCUUUUGAUUACAGGUCCCAAUGGUAGUGGAAAAAGCUCACUUUUCCGGGUUUUAGGUGGGCUUUGGCCCCUAGUGGCUGGACAGAUAGCUAAGCCUGGAGUUGGUUCUGACCUCAAUAAAGAGAUUUUCUACGUGCCUCAACGACCAUACACAGCUGUGGGUACUCUUCGAGACCAGUUGAUUUAUCCUCUAACCGCUAAUCAAGAGAUCGAAUCUUUGACACAUGAUGGAAUGAUAGAGCUGUUAAAAAAUGUUGAUCUUGAGUAUCUGCUUGAUCGUUAUCCUCCGGAGACAGAGGUCAAUUGGGGUGAGGAACUUUCUCUGGGUGAGCAACAACGACUAGGAAUGGCAAGAUUGUUCUAUCAUAAGCCCAAGUUUGCAAUUCUUGAUGAGUGUACCAGUGCUGUGACAACUGAUAUGGAAGAGCGUUUUUGUGCUAAAGUCCGGGCUAUGGGAACUUCCUGCAUCACUAUAUCUCAUCGUCCCGCUUUAGUUGCAUUUCAUGACGUAGUGUUGUCCUUGGAUGGUGAAGGAGGAUGGAGUCUUCACUACAAAAGUGAUGAUGAGUUGGCUGAUGAUGAGAAUGCAAAGAAUGUAGCUAAGCCUUUAGAGUCUAACCGCCAAAAUGAUGCAAUGACUGUACAACAAGCAUUUGCAACUGUUAAGAAGAGCUCUACGUUCUCUAGAUCAAGCUCUGAAUCAUACAUCUCAGAGAUAGUGAGAGCAUCACCUACUUCAGAUCGAGCUGUAACUUUACCCCGUGUUCCACAACUUCAAAUAACUCCAAGGACAAUGCCUUUGAGAGUUGCAAAGAUGUUAAGGAUUUUGGUACCUACUGUGCUUGAUAAGCAGGGAGCACAAUUACUUGCUGUUGUAUUCUUGAUUUUCUCUCGAACAUGGGUUUCAGAUCGUAUUGCGUCUUUGAAUGGGACAACUGUAAAGUUUGUGCUGGAGCAGGAUAAGGCAUCCUUUAUCCGUCUUAUAGGGGUUAGCGUUCUUCAAAGUGGUGCUUCUUCUUUCAUCGCUCCUUCUAUAAGGCACUUGACUGCUAGGUUAGCACUUGGAUGGAGAAUUCGUUUGACUCAACAUUUACUCAAAAAUUACUUGAGAAAAAAUGCUUUCUACAAGGUUUUUCACAUGUCAAACAAGAGCAUAGAUGCUGAUCAGAGACUAACUCACGAUUUAGAAAAGUUAACUACAGAUUUAUCAGGGCUGGUUACUGGAAUGGUGAAGCCGACUGUGGACAUCCUGUGGUUCACUUGGAGAAUGAAGCUAUUAACCGGUCGAAGAGGUGUUGCCAUCUUAUAUACAUAUAUGUUGCUUGGACUUGGAUUUUUGAGGAGUGUCACUCCUGAGUUUGGUGAUCUUGCAAGUCAACAACAAACACUUGAGGGAACUUUCAGGUUUAUGCAUGAGAGGUUGCGCACUCAUGCCGAAUCUGUUGCUUUCUUUGGAGGCGGUGCACGGGAAAAGGCGAUGGUUGAAGCAAAAUUUGAGAAACUCCUAAACCACUCAUUGUUUCUUGUAAAGAAGAAGUGGCUAUAUGGUAUACUCGACGAUUUUGUCACCAAGCAGCUCCCGCAUAAUGUCACAUGGGGACUGAGCUUAUUAUAUGCCAUGGAACAUAAGGGAGACCGGUCUUUGACUUCCACUCAAGGUGAUCUUGCUCAUGCAUUACGCUUCUUGGCAUCAGUUGUCUCACAAAGCUUUUUAGCUUUUGGUGACAUUCUUGAGCUGCAUAAGAAAUUCAUUGAGCUUUCUGGUGGUAUCAAUCGGAUUCUUGAACUGGAAGAGUUCUUAGAUGCUGCUCAAUCCGAUCACUUUUCUCAAAAUUCUUUGGCUUUUGAAGGAAAUAACACUCUCUCCGAAGACUCUAUUUGCUUUUCUGAUGUUGACAUAAUCACUCCGUCCCAGAAAUUGUUGGCAAGACGAUUGACAUGUGAAAUUGUACCAGGAAAAAGUCUUCUUGUUACUGGUCCAAAUGGAAGUGGAAAAAGUUCGGUGUUCAGAGUCCUUCGGGGUAUUUGGCCUAUUGUUAGUGGAAGACUUAUCAAACCAAGGCAACAUUAUGAAAAAAGAACUGAAUACGAUUGUGGUAUUUUUGUUGUUCCACAACGACCAUAUACAUGUCUGGGAACCCUGAGGGAUCAGGUUAUAUAUCCUUUGUCACUUGAGGAAGCGCAGUUAAGUGUAAUACGAAGAGAUGGAGGUCAUCAUACUUGCACUUCCUCAGAUUUAUUGGAUAUGCAAGUGAAGACCAUACUAGAAAAUGUUAAGCUGGUUUAUCUCUUAGAGAGGGAAGGUGGAUUGGGCGCUACUCUAAACUGGGAAGAUGUGCUCUCUCUAGGAGAACAGCAGAGGAUAGGGAUGGCACGGUUAUUCUUUCACAAGCCUAAAUUUGCCGUCCUUGAUGAGUGCACCAAUGCCACAAGCAUUGAUGUGGAGGAGCACCUGUAUAUGGUCGCUAAUGAACUAGGCAUAACAGCUAUCACUUCAUCCCAGCGUCCUGCUUUGAUUCGGUUCCACGCAUUGGAAUUACGAUUGAUAGAUGGAGAGGGUAGCUGGGAGCUUCGCAAAAUUAAUCAAUGACGCAGCAGUUGAGAUACAAAGGUUGAUGCACGCAGAUCAAUAAUACAGAAAAAUAAUUGGUAUAUUUCAUAUUUUAGGGAGUAGCUGUGCUCUGAGCAUUAUUUUGGCCCGGAAGUGUGAACCUCGCCCUCGAAACAUAAGGGUAGAAACUGCUCGUGGGGAACCAGAAUCAAUAAGACUGUGUACAUAAAGAAAUGCAAACACAUGUAAUACAUAGGCUUAUAUUCAUGUACAGGCUAUGAAACAAUCCAAGUUGAUUUUUCUUUCUUGUAUGACGAAACUAUAUAAUCAGUUUACCUACCCGUUCUUAGUCGAAGCAACCAACAGAUCACUCAUGUGUAGUGUAAUAGUGUUGUUAAAGCAUUUUCUAGGAGCAUCUUCUUGUUAUGCUCGAUGCUCGGCAGUAGUCAAAACUUUUUAAAGAUUAUUCCAAUUAUGUCUACACAGCGUUAUUAUCGUUUAGGAACAUACAGAUGCUGCAUAGAGUUCAAGGAGUUUUGUUUCCUGUAUUGCACUACUUUUGACAUUGUCGUAAAUCUAUGAGAUUUCAUAGCCUCGAUAUUUUAUCAUGUACUAGUAUAUGUUCCCGUGUAAUGCACAAAUGUAAUAGUUUGUUAAUUUUUAUUUGAAGUAGUAUGAACCCGUGUAAUGCACAAGCAAAAAGUCAAUACUCUUGAAUAGUUGAGGUAUUUAAACUUGACAGCCAUAAUUAUGCACCAAUAUCAUUUGUUUAAGUCAUAAAAUAUCACCGUCUUUAGUGUUUGGAAUCUACGUCUCCCCGGACACAGCCCCCAAUAUAA
Molecule: messenger RNA, 5089 nt
Organism: Amaranthus tricolor (Joseph's coat)
Lineage: Eukaryota; Viridiplantae; Streptophyta; Magnoliopsida; Caryophyllales; Amaranthaceae
Product: ABC transporter D family member 1-like
Exons: 26
Coding region: 279-4289 (1336 amino acids)
Biological process (GO): fatty acid beta-oxidation; long-chain fatty acid import into peroxisome; peroxisome organization
Cellular component (GO): peroxisomal membrane
Molecular function (GO): ATP binding; long-chain fatty acid transmembrane transporter activity; ABC-type transporter activity
Source: RefSeq, a predicted model, not a curated record